CAAGUGGAACUUCUUCUCCUCUUUGUCUUCUUGUUCCAACCCUCACCACCACUUCUCUGUGAUUUCCACUUCCUGUCUGCCCGCUCCAGUCUCCACUAACCACCUCAUUACCACUCUAAAAAUCCCUCCUUUCAGUUUCUAUUAAUGCCGGCUUUCUCUCCACCGAAUUGUAGAACAACACUUGCCUGCGUCUGCGAGAGGGAGAGAGAGAGAAGAAAAGAGGUGAAUUGCUGCUGAAGGGGGCGAAGGGAAUGGGGAGAGGGAAGAUUGAGAUAAAGAAGAUAGAGAAUCCGACAAGCCGGCAAGUAACGUACUCAAAGAGGCGAGUUGGGAUCAUGAAGAAGGCCGAGGAACUGACAGUGCUCUGCGACGCUCAGGUCUCACUAUUCAUGUUCUCAAGCUCCGGCAAGUUAUCUGGUUACUGCAGCCCUUCCACAGAAAUCAAGGAUAUAUUUGAGAGGUAUCAGCAAGUUACUGGCAUCGAUAUAUGGGAGGCCGAAUACCAGAGGAUGCAGAAUACUCUGAGGAAUCUCAAAGAGAUUAAUGAUAACCUUCAGAAGGAGAUAAGGCAGAGGAAGGGGGAGAAUCUGGAAGGGUUGGACGUUAAUGAGCUGCGCGGUCUUGAGCAAAAUUUGGAAGAGUCGAUUAAGAUUGUUCGAGAGAGAAAGUAUCAUGUGAUCGCUACGCAAACGGACACUUACAAGAAAAAGCUCAGAAACACCAGGGAAAUAUAUACAGCCCUACUGCAUGAACUGCACGAAUUCGAGGAUGAGAAUCAACGGUGCAGUUUUGUUGCAGAAGAUCUUAGCGGCGUCUACGACAGCACCAUCUCAAUGGCAAAUCAGCAGCACAGUCAGCCAAAUAAGCAGAAAAUAGUUUAUGAGUCUCAUGAUCUUAGCUUUGCAUGAACUGCAUUUUCUUCUACUUAUGAUAUACUGUGGAUUUGAUUAAUCAUGCAUUCAUGUUUUAAUAUCA
Messenger RNA from Dendrobium catenatum, 975 nucleotides. Its product is annotated as MADS-box transcription factor 16. The transcript has 7 exons. Gene Ontology annotation, biological process: positive regulation of transcription by RNA polymerase II. Bases 252 to 908 code for a protein of 218 amino acids. Gene Ontology annotation, cellular component: nucleus. Lineage: Eukaryota; Viridiplantae; Streptophyta; Magnoliopsida; Asparagales; Orchidaceae. Gene Ontology annotation, molecular function: protein dimerization activity; DNA-binding transcription factor activity, RNA polymerase II-specific; RNA polymerase II cis-regulatory region sequence-specific DNA binding. The record is from RefSeq and is a predicted model, not a curated record.